AUGGAUCAAUUAAUCAAUCUUCCUAUCUCACCAGGAUACAUCAUAUCAGAACUCAGCCGCGAGUUUAUUCCGGGAUUGUCGAGUAAACCUCACGCAGCGACUUGGGCGCCCAUUUUCGCUGAGCCAGCAAAGACUCGACUUUCAUGGAUGCGGGUGACGAAGGAAGCUUUCCCCUCAGUAUUGGACGCUUGUCGAAUGCAUGAGACAACCUUGACGGCACUUUUGAACACGCUCCUCAUGGUAUCAAUAGCGACGAGACUCUCUGAGGACAAGGCUCGAGCAUUCUCAUGUGGAACACCAAUUUGUUUCAGGCAAUUCCAAGAUGGAAAAUCCGAUAUUGAUUGCAACAAGACGAUCAUGAACUGCUAUGCCUACUGGCCUUUUAUCUUUGAAAAGGGUCUUAUUGCAAAGAUCCGCCGGCAAUUCAGCGAUGCCAAAGCAAACCCCGAUUUAGAUUCGAAUCUCGAAGAUGCCGUUUGGGACGUUGCUAAAACCAUAAGAGAAGGAUUACUGUCAAAGUUGAGGCAGGGCACCAAGAAUGACACAGUGGGUUUGGCCAAGUUUAUCGGUGACUGGCCGUCAUAUUUCAAAGGGCUUAGUAAAACGCGAGAGCAUGCGUUUGAAGUCAGCAACCUAGGCGCCAUCCAAGGCGGCCUUCCGGUGAACAAUGAUGGGAAGAGCAAAUGGAGUAUCGAUGGUGCCAGGUUCGCUCAGAGUUCGCCUUCUUUUGGAGCAGCAUUGACUCUCAAUGUUAUCUCUACCAAAGGUGGAGAAUUGGUUAUAAGUAAUGCUUGGCAAGAGGGAACAGUUGAUGAUGAGUUUGCUCGGGGCGUGUCUUCUGAUGUUGAGACGUGGUUGGAUCGGCUGGGAAAUACAGGGUGUUUCAAGUUUGCAUGA
Fusarium musae is the source of this 897-nucleotide messenger RNA. RefSeq lists its product as uncharacterized. Gene Ontology annotation, molecular function: N-acetyltransferase activity. Bases 1 to 897 code for a protein of 298 amino acids. The transcript has a single exon. NCBI's taxonomy places the organism in Eukaryota, Fungi, Ascomycota, Sordariomycetes, Hypocreales, Nectriaceae. The record is from RefSeq and is a predicted model, not a curated record.